GGGGAGCUGGUCCGCCCGGGCGGGUGGCGGCAAGGCAGGUCGGCUGCAGCCGGCGUCGCGCUGCCUCCUGGUGCACUGCUCUCGGGCCCGACUGGCUGCCUGGGAAGAGCAGGUGGGUGGCAGGGGACCCCUCCAGGGGCUGCAGGAAGGCACUGCCUUGGCUCUCUGGGCUGGAGGGUGCUGGCAGAGCUGCUCCGUGGGGCUCCCGGCCAGCAAGGCAGGGGCCUGGGGCCUGAGCCCCCCAGAGCCUGGACACUGGCCCUCGCUGACCUCUGCUCCUCUGCCCGCAGGGCUGGCAUCCCACACCUUGCUGAUUCUCCAUGGCAACAGCACAGGCCCCUCAUGUGACCUGUGCGCCUGGCAGUGGCUUCCUGGACCCUCGCCUUGCUGGUGGCAUGGGCAGUGUGGGCAGUCUGGUGGAGAGGCAGGAUCUGUCGCCCAUGGAGCUGCGGGCACCCCUGGGCGGCGCGCGGGGUCUGCGGCAGCCUGACGGCCUGCUCCGGAAGGGCCUGAGCCAGCGCGAGCUCCUGGGCUACCUGCACGGCCCCCGAUGUGAAGCGCGGCCUGAGCGCAAGUCCCCGGGGGGCUCCUGCAAACGGGACUAUGAGAGCGACCGCGAGAACCGCUCGCCCGAGCGCAGCCCUCGCGGGGCCGACUUCUCCAAGAGCUCGCUGCCCGAGCGGGGCCGCUUCGACAAGUGCCGCAUCCGGCCAUCGGCCUUCAAAGCGGUGGCGGGGAAGGGCCUGGUUUCCAUGCAGGGCCUGUCUGCAUCCAAAGGGCAGAAGCUGUCCAAAAGUAACGGGAGCCUGCACACGCUGUUGUCACCGGGCAGCUCCGGGCAGCCUGGCCCGCUACGCACCCACCUGCUGCACGCCAUCAGCCUGGACGAGGGCUCCGCUGCCAGCUGCGGCUCCACGCACUUCUCCUAUGUGCCCCGCUUCAAGCCAGCCCCGGGCCAGCUCAGCGCCUCUGUGGGACACAUCAACCACAUUGGGGGCUCUCUGGACAGGGCCUCACGAGGCCCCAGGGACCCCCUGGCACCAGAGCAGGUGCCGCUGCCCUGCAAGAGCACAGCGACGCUGAGCCGGCUGCAGAGCCCCAGGGAACCCCCGCCGCCCUACGAGUUCACGUUCUCCCUGGAGGACGUGGUCAAGCAGCUGGAGGACCGGCUGCAGGAGAAGGGUGGGGAGCUGCGUCAGCUGAAGCGCAGCCUCAGCGAGACCGAGGACCCCUUCACGCAGGUGUUUGAGGACAAGCAGCGGCUGUGGAUGGACGAGCUGGAUGAGCUGAAGCAGAUGUACGUGGCCAAGCUGCAGCAGGUGACGCAGCAGGCGCAGCGCAGCCAGCGGGCUCUGCAGCUGCAGCUCUACAAGGCGCAGCAGGAGAAGAAGCGACUGCAGGAGGAGCUGAGCCUGCACCAGUGCCAGAGUGAGGAGCUGCGGCUGCGCCCGCUGCCACCCGACCGCGCCAGCCCCAAGCUGGAGGAGGCCAAGUGGGAGGUUUGCCAGAAGGCAGCUGAGAUCUCCCUGCUCAAGCAGCAGCUGCGGGACUCGCAGGAGGAGAUAGCCCAGAAGCUCAGCGAGAUCCUCAGCCUGAAGACACAGCUGCGGGAGGCCAGAGCCGAGGUGCAGGCCCGCGACUCCCAGCUGGCACAGCUGGCCGAUGCCUUCCCUGGCUCCCCGGAGCCUGGCGGGGAUGCCCCCAUGCCCCUGUGCCAGGACCUGUCUGGCUGCGAGACGGACGACUCCAAGUGCCGGGGCCUGGUCGGGGAGGGCGUGGAGCCCCUGGAGCGCCAGCUGGAGUGGCUGUGGGAAGAGCUGCUGCAGGAGCGACGCCAGGGCCAGCUGCAGGCCAUGGACUUCGAGCUGGAGCGCAAGACAUGGCAGGAGGAGAAGGAGAAGGUGCUGCGCUACCAGCGGGAGCUCCAAGCCGGCUACAUGGACAUGUACCACCGCAGCCAGGCCCUGGAGCGCGAGCUGUGGGCCCUGCGGGCCGAGCCCCAUGACCCCGACCCCGACUCGCCCUGGAUCCAGCAGGUCGAGUCCUCCAAGAUCUGAGCGUGGAGCUCCGGCCUAAGCUGUGGGGACAGUCCCUGGCUGCGGCCAGGGGGCUGGGGCUGCCAGCUAGUGCCCCCCGCAGAGCCAGAAGGGGCUGCGGGCGCCAAGGCUGCUGCCUGGUCCCUGGCCCUGCCACCUGAGCAGAGGCUGGAGCAAGGAGCAGGGCAGCUGCACCUCCCUUAGGGCACAAGUGACAGCCUGGCGCCCUCGGCUCACAGGAGACCGCAGGAGCAGGCUGGGCUCCCUGCAUGUGUCCAGCUGGGGCUGCUCCUGCAAAGCUGCUGGCCUGGGGCUGCCAGGACAUCACCCUGGGAGGGCUGUGGGUGGCCCCGGCGGUCUGGGCUCACUGGCGCUCCGUAGCUGUCCCUGGGGGCCACAACCCACCCGGGGCUGGAUGUGAAGGCCCAGGCCUGGCAUGGUGCUGCUGGCCUCUCCUGAAAUAAACCUACCCCAGCUUGGUC
Molecule: messenger RNA, 2518 nt
Organism: Gavialis gangeticus (Gharial)
Lineage: Eukaryota; Metazoa; Chordata; Crocodylia; Gavialidae
Gene: N4BP3
Product: NEDD4 binding protein 3
Exons: 4
Coding region: 321-2057 (578 amino acids)
Cellular component (GO): cytoplasmic vesicle
Source: RefSeq, a predicted model, not a curated record